AUGGCCAAGGAGCUGGGUAGGCUCCCACCUUCUAAGUUAACUUGAGAGAUAUUAAAUGCAUCUAUCCAUGAGUGACCUAAAGUCAUACAACAUGUGGUUACAGAGUUAAACUAACCAAUGAUAUAUGAUGAUGUCUUUAGAUGGGGGCAUCUCAGUUCUCAUGACUAUGGAAACGUUCUGGUUGGCGGUUGCACUGGCUGUGUGGGAUGAUGCCAUGUUGAGGUGUGCAGUCUCCCAAUGUUAAAAUGUGUCCACGGCAGAGCUGUGGCACUCAAAGCACUUCUCCACUGUAAGCCUGCAGGGACCUUGUGUGAACGGCCAUAUAAAUGCAGCUAACUGAGUGUGUGUAUGAGGAAGACAGAGGAGAGGAGACAAGUUUAAGAGAGGGAAUAGGGAUACUCUACUGUGUGUAUGUUUAUGGUGUGGAGAGGAGUUUCUGUGCCUGUGGUGUGUGUGUGUGUGUGUGUGUGUGCGUGUGUGUGUGUGUGUGUGUAUGUGUGCAUGCAACCGUGCGUAUAUACGUAUGUAUGUAGGAGAGAGAGAGACGAGGGCAGGGUGAACUUUGAUACAAACAUGUUUGUCUCUCAGGGACACCUUCACUGAUGCGGUAGCCAAGGUAGCCAGGCUAUUUUAACAUCGUAGUCAGGGCUUAGUAAGGGCACAAGCGGCAUCUGUAUACAAUACUUAGUGAGUGGGAUGGUGGGUGGGUGCUUGUUGAAGAGAAGAUUCUGCAGAAAAGUUUGGGUCAGUGGAGAAUAUGAGGGGAUGAUGACACAGAACGGCAGGAUGCUGAGAACAGACUACUAAUCAGCAUGUUCGGCCCACAUCUCUGGAACCUUACAAACAAAUAGGUGCUGCACACUAGCUAGUUAUUUCCCAUGAUGCCAUCUAAACGGCUGCCAAGACUGAGUGAGAGGACAAGGUCCACGCUCCCCCUCUCAAAACCAGCCUACCCUCAGUGAGACAGUCACACAGUCAGUCAGUCCAUCAUGCAUUGGUCUCAAUAACACAUUUUCUGCCUAUACCAUUUUCAUACACAAAACAAACAUAAGAACACAAUGAACAUAAAAUCAGCUGCACUGCAAGGUGAUCUCACAUGGAUUGCUCAUGAAAACAAACACCAUACAAAUACCAUAAUUUGUAUCUAAAAUGUCAUGCAAAUCAUCAUCCAAUAAUAAAAACAAGCUUGACCUGUCAGUAGUUUGUGCUGAUUAAGGUUUCCCCCCUGUAGAAAGACCUGUUAUGCUAUGUUAUGUUAUGUUGUGCUGAUCCUAUUAUCCUAUCUGAUUCUGCUCAGACAAACGGCUGUAGAUAAACUCCCUGCUAAACACAGACAAGAGCUCUGAUGUCAAUGGUUCAUUCUCGAUUUGGAGAGGCCAUCCAUCCGUCUCGGUAGGAUCACAUGCACACACACAUGCACACAAACACACACACACACACACACAAACACACACACUGUCAAUGUACACUUUUCUUACACCUCUGGUGUUCGGGCAACUCUUUGCAUCACACUAACCGAUGAGACAUAAGUCUUGAUGUCUUGCCAUGUUGCUUGGCACUUCAACUAGCUGGCAGAGAGAGACCCAAAUAAAUCUGAUCCAAAAUGAGAAUCAAGUUUAAACUGCUAAAAGGGGGCUGAACACCUUUAGUGUUGUCUUGGCAACAUCACCAUGGACACCUGAGCUCACAUAUGCCCCUAUUACCACUGUACAAAAAUAUCUAUAUAUUCUCAUGUACCAUAACAACUGUAAUUUAAUUAAAAUAAAAAAUGCACACACAUUAGCUUGAAAAGUUGGCAGACACAAUCAGCGUAUCUCUCUCUGUCUUAAUGCUUAUCAAUGUAUUUUUUAAAUGUACAAAUAAAUACUCUUUAGUACUAGAAUUAUUUGAUUUCUUGUCAGUACUAUCAAUGUGUAUUUGUUUGUUUGACCAGGUGUGUGCGUGUCUAUGCCAUGAAUUUAGGAUUGGAGCGGCCUGCUGGCCCUCUAAUCACCAUUAUUAUGGAGAGAGCCUUUAUAUACAGGUUUAGAGUUUACAUCACGCUAGACAGAUAGGAGAACUGAGGGGAGUUCUGUGUGUGACAACAGACUGAAAACCCAGGAAACUUAACUGAUAACUUUCUUUGCUAAGCGCAACCAUGAAGAAAGCAAAUAUGUUUUUCCGCCUGCCCAGGCUAUCCCCAUGGUACAUCAGAUACCUGAAGGUGAGUGCCUUUAACAAUACUACACAUUCUCAUUCAUGCAUUCAAGUACAGGUAACCUGCAAGUCGAAUUUUACAUAUGUAGAUAAAAAAUAUUGAGUUUAUUUUAAUGACAUAAAUUCACUAACUUCUUUUCUUAGCCAUUUUAAUUCUGACAGGAGAAAAUAAGAUCUAUUACAGUGGGGGGAAAAAGUAUUUAGUCAGCCACCAAUUGUGCAAGUUCUCCCACUUAAAAAGAUGAGAGAGGCCUGUAAUUUUCAUCAUAGGUACACGUCAACUAUGACAGACAAAAUGAGGGAAAAAAAUCCAGAAAAUCACAUUGUAGGAUUUUUAAUGAAUUUAUUUGCAAAUUAUGGUGGAAAAUAAGUAUUUGGUCAAUAACAAAAGUUUCUCAAUACUUUGUUAUAUACCCUUUGUUGGCAAUGACACAGGUCAAACGUUUUCUGUAAGUCUUCACAAGGUUUUCACACACUGUUGCUGGUAUUUUGGCCCAUUCCUCCAUGCAGAUCUCCUCUAGAGCAGUGAUGUUUUGGGGCUGUCGCUGGGCAACACUGACUUUCAACUCCCUCCAAAGAUUUUCUAUGGGGUUGAGAUCUUGAGACUGGCUAGGCCACUCCAGGACCUUGAAAUGCUUCUUACGAAGCCACUCCUUCGUUGCCCGGGCGGUGUGUUUGGGAUCAUUGUCAUGCUGAAAGACCCAGCCACGUUUCAUCUUCAAUGCCCUUGCUGAUGGAAGGAGGUUUUCACUCAAAAUCUCAUGAUACAUGGCCCCAUUCAUUCUUUCCUUUACACGGAUCAGUCGUCCUGGUCCCUUUGCAGAAAAACAGCCCCAAAGCAUGAUGUUUCCACCCCCAUGCUUCACAGUAGGUAUGGUGUUCUUUGGAUGCAACUCAGCAUUCUUUGUCCUCCAAACACGACGAGUUGAGUUUUUACCAAAAAGUUCUAUUUUGGUUUCAUCUAACCAUAUGACAUUCUCCCAAUCCUCUUCUGGAUCAUCCAAAUGCACUCUAGCAAACUUCAGACGGGCCUGGACAUGUACUGGCUUAAGCAGGGGGACACGUCUGCACUGCAGGAUUUGAGUCCCUGGCGGCGUAGUGUGUUACUGAUGGUAGGCUUUGUUACUUUGGUCCCAGCUCUCUGCAGGUCAUUCACUAGGUCCCCCCGUGUGGUUCUGGGAUUUUUGCUCACCGUUCUUGUGAUCAUUAUACCCCAUGGGGUGAGAUCUUGCGUGGAGCCCCAGAUCGAGGGAGAUUAUCAGUGGUCUUGUAUGUCUUCCAUUUCCUAAUAAUUGCUCCCACAGUUGAUUUCUUCAAACCAAGCUGCUUACCUAUUGCAGAUUUAGUCUUCCCAGCCUGGUGCAGGUCUACAAUUUUGUUUCUGGUGUCCUUUGACAGCUCUUUGGUCUUGGCCAUAGUGGAGUUUGGAGUGUGACUGUUUGAGGCUGUGGACAGGUGUCUUUUAUACUGAUAACAAGUUCAAACAGGUGCCAUUAAUACAGGUAACGAGUGGAGGACAGAUGAGCCUCUUAAAGAAGAAGUUACAGGUCUGUGAGAGCCAGAAAUCUUGCUUGUUUGUAGGUGACCAAAUACUUAUUUUCCACCAUAAUUUGCAAAUAAAUUCAUAAAAAAUCCUACAAUGUGAUUUUCUGGAGAAAAAAAAUCUCAAUUUGUCUGUCAUAGUUGACGUGUACCUAUGAUGAAAAUUACAGGCCUCUCUCAUCUUUUUAAGUGGGAGAACUUGCACAAUUGGUGGCUGACUAAAUACUUUUUUUCCCCACUGUUGGUGACUGAUUUUGUGUGGGUGUGUAUGUGUUUUCAGACUCAGACAAAGCAUAACAUGGAUAGGGUGCUGAGGAGCAGGCCUGGGGAAAUCAUGACUCCCCGCGUUGCCUUCAUCACCCUGAAUGGGUACAGCUCCCGCUCCUCAGCACCCUAUCCAUGUUAUGCUUUGUCUGUCAGAUCAAAUCAAAUUUGAUUUGUCAGAUACACGUGUUUAGCAGAUGUUAUAGCGGGUGUAGCGAAAUGCUUGUGCUUCUAGCUCCGACAGUGCAGUAAUAUCUAACAAUUUCACAACAUAUACCCAAUACACACAAAAAAGUAAGGAAUGGGAUUUAAGAAUAUAUACAUAUAUGGACAAGCAAUGACAGAGCGGCAUGGACUAAGAUACAGAAGAAUAUUAUAGAAUAGAAUGCAGUAUAUAAUAAUAAUAUAAUAAUAUAAUAUAUUAUGUAUAUGUAUAUACAUAUGAGAUGAGUAGUGCAAGAUAUGUAAACAUUAUUAAAGUGACUAGUGUUCCAUUUCUUAAAGUGGCCAGUAAUUUCAAUAGGCAGCAGCAGCCUCUAAUGUGCUAGUGAUGGCUAUUUAACAGUCUGAUGGCCUUGAGAUAGAAGCUGUUUUUCAUUCUCUCGAUCCCAGCUUUGAUGCACCUGUACUGACCUCGCCUUCUGGAUGAUAGCAGGGUGAACAGGCAGUAGCUCGGGUGGUUGAUGUCCUUGAUGAUCUUUUUGGCCUUCCUGUGACAUCGGGUGCUGUAUGUGUCUUGGAGGGCGGGUAGUUUGCCCCCGGUAAUGCGUUCGGCAGACCUCCACCCUCUGGAGAGCCCUGCGGUUGUGGGCGGUACAGUUGCCGUACCAGGCGGUGAUACAGCCCGACAGGAUGCUCUCAAUUGUGCAUCUGUAAAAGUUUGUGAGGGUUUUAGGUGAUAAGCCGAAUUUCUUCAGCCUCCUGAGGUUGAAGAGGCUCUGUUGCGCCUUCUUCACCACACUGUCUGCGUUGGUGGACCAUUUCAGUUUGUCUGUGAUGUGUACGCCAAGGAACUUGAAGCUUUCCACCUUCUCCACUGCGGUCCCGUCGAUGUGGAUAGGGGGGUGCACCCUCUGCUGUUUCCUGAAGUCCACGAUCAUCUCCUUUGUUUUGUUGAUGUUGAGUGAGAGGUUAUUUUCCUGGCACCACACUUCCAGAGCCCUCACCUCCUCCCUGUAGGCGGUCUCGUCAUUGUUGGUAAUCAAGCCUACUACUGUUGUGUUGUCUGCAAACUUGAUGAUUGAGUUGGAGGCGUGCUUGGCCACACAGUCAUGUGAACAGGGAGUACAGGAGGGGGCUGAGCACGCACCCUUGUGGGCCCCCAGUGUUGAGGAUCAGCGAAAUGGAGAUAUUGUUUCCUACUUUCACCACCUGGGGGCGGCCCGUCAGGAAGUCCAGGACCCAGUUGCACAGGGCAGGGUUCAGACCCAGGGCCUCGAGCUUAAUGAUGAGCUUGGAGGGUACUAUGGUGUUGAAUGCUGAGCUAUAGUCAAUGAACAGCAUUCUUACAUAGGUAUUCCUCUUGUCCAGAUGGGAUAGGGAGGUGUGCAGUGUGAUGGCAAUUGCAUCGUCUGUGGAUCUAUUGGGGCGGUAAGCAAAUUGAAGUGGGUCUAGGGUAAGGUAGAGGUGAUAUGAUCCUUGACUAGUCUCUCAAAGCACUUCAUGAUGACAGAGGUGAGUGCUACAGGGCGAUAGUCAUUUAGUUCAGUUACCUUUGCUUUCUUGGAUACAGGAACAAUGGUGGCCCUCUUGAAGCAUGUGGGAACAGCAGACUGGGAAAGGGAAAGAUUGAAUAUGUCCAUAAACACACCAGCCAGCUGGUCUGCGCAUGCUCUGAGGACGCGGCUAAGGAUGCCGUCUGGGCCGGCAGCCUUGCGGGGGUUAACAUGCUUAAAUGUCUUAAUCAAGUUGGCCAUGGAGAAGGAGAGGCCACAGUCCUUGGUAGUGGGCCUCGUCAGUGGCACUGUGUUAUCCUCAAAGCAGGCGAAGAAGGUGUUUAGCUUGUCUGGAAGCGAGACGUCGGUGUCGGCGACGUGGCUGGUUUUAUUUUUGUAGUCCAUGAUUGUCUGUAGACCCUGCCACAUACGUCUCGUGUCUGAGCCGUUGAAUUGCGACUCCACUUUGUCUCUAUACUGAUGUUUUGCCAGUUUAAUUGCCUUGCGGAGUGAGUAGCUACACUGUUUGUAUUCUGCCAUAUUCCCUGUCACCUUGCCAUGGUUGAAUGCGGUGGUUCGCGCUUUCAGAUUUGUGCGAAUGCUGCCGUGUAUCCACGGUUUCUGGUUAGGGUAGGUUUUAAUAGUCACAGUGGGCACAAUAUCACUUAUACACUUCCUGAUAAACUCAGUCACUGUUUCAGUGUAUAUGUCUAAAUUAUUUUCGGAAGCUACCCGGAACAUAUCCCAGUCCACGUGAUCAAAACAAUCUUGAAGCAUGGAUUCCGAUUGGUCAGACCAGCGUUGAAUAGUCCUUAGCAUGGGUACUUCCUGUUGGAGUUUCUGCCUAUAGGAAGGGAGGGCAGGGGAGGGCCUUAUAACCAUCCCGGAAGUUUGAAUAGCAAUGGUUGAGGAUUUUAGCAGCGCGAGUACAACAGUCGAUAUGUUGAUAGAACUUCGGCAGCCUAGUCCUCAAAUUUGCUUUGUUAAAAUUCUCGCCUACAAUAAAUGCAGCCUCAAGAUAUGUGGUUUCCAGUUUGCAUAAGGUCCAGUGAAGUUAUUUGAGGGCCGUCGUGGUAUCGGCUUGAGGGGGGAUAUCCACGGCCGUGACUGUAACCGAAGAAAAUUAUCUUGGGAGAUAAUACGGUCAGCAUUUGAUUGUGAGAUAUUCUAGGUCGGGUGAACAGAAGGAAUCGAGUUCCUCUAUGUUACUACAAUUACACCACGAGUCGUUAAUCAUGAAACACACACCUCCGCCCUUCUGCUUCCCGGAGAGAUAUUUAUUUCUGUCUGCGCGAUGAACUGAGAACCCAUCUGGCUGGACCGAUUCCGACAGAAUAUCCCAAGAGAGCCUUGUUUCCAUGAAACAGAGUAUGUUACAGGCCUUGAUGUCUCUCUGGAAAGAAAUCCUUACCCGUAGUUCGUCGACUUUGUUAACCAAAGAUUUAACAUUAGCGAGUAGAAUACUUGGAAGCGGUGGGUGGUGUGCGCGCCUCCUAAGUCGGACCAGCAGGCCGCUCCGAGUGCCUCUCCUCCGCCGGCGAUGUUUUGGGUCAGCCGCUGGAAUCAGUUCAGUUGCCCUGGGGAGAGGAAACAAAGGAUCUGCUUCGGGAAAGUCAUAUUCCUGGUCGUAAUGCUGGUGAGUUACCGCCGCUCUGAUAUCCAAUAGUUUUUCCCGGCUGUAUGUAAUGAUGCAAAACACUUUCUGAGCUAAUAAUGUAAAAAAUUAUACAUAAAAAAACAAAAUACUGCAAGGUUUCCUAAGAGCUAGUCGCGAGGCCGCCAUCUCCGUCGGUGCCAGGUUAUACCCUGCGCCCGUGUGCUCCGGUGAAGGAGAGGAUGAACAGAUGGAACAAGAUGCAUGGCUUCUUCCCCUACAUCCGUGUCUCAUUCUAUCUCUCUUCAGCAUUGAUGUCUAGUUUAACUUAUAGCCUUGACAUGCAGUACAGAUGGACAGUGUGGGCUGGUCAUUGCGUGUGACUGGAGGACUGAAGUCAUAUGAAGAACUUUACCUGCUCUUUGAUGGACAACGUUAAACUGGUCCAUUUAAAUGUCAGUGGGUCUCAAAGACAUUGACUAUGAAGGGUUAAGUGUCCUAUAGCAGGACUGUGAACAUGGUUCUCUCUAUACUGUGGUGAGAUCUUGUACUUGCUUUAUUAGUGUACUUUUUGAAUAUGCAUUUUGUCAUCAAAACAAUCAUCACUUUGUAUGAGUUUUGUUAAAGAGUCAUUUGCAUCUUAACUGACAAAAAAACAGAUUCAUAAUGCAUUGUGGGUCCGAAUCAUGUGCACCGGGGUAAAGGGGGUUUCACAUGACAGGUGUAAGAAUGAAAUUGCACUAAGUGAGGUAUUGUUUUUCAAUGGAGGAGGCAUUGAGAGACUGAAUAAAAUGUAUUCCUCAUGUGUCUAUUGUUUAUGUUGUAAUAAUUUGUUGGGUGAGCAGUCUAGAAACAUGACCAAUGACACAGACUAUAUGAUAGCACUAUUGAUCCCUGGUUCUGAUCCAAUCCAAAAUAAGAGAGUAAUACCAAGGUCUGCCAGUGAAGACCAUGCAGAUUUACCUGUUACAUGAUAGAACAGUCUCAGCUGAACCCAAAGAUCACAACAGCUGUCAUGCAAAGCUGUCAUCAAGGCAAAUGGUGGCUAUUUGAGGAAUCUCAAAUAUAAUUUGUUUAACACUUUUUUGGUUACUACAUGAUUCCAUAUGUGUUAUUUCAUAGUUGUGAUGUCUUCACUAUUAUUCUACAAUGUAGAAAAUAGUUUUAAAAAAAAAGAAAAACUCUGGAAUGAGUAGGUGUGUCCAAACUUUUGACUGGUACAGUUGAAGUCGGAAGUUUGCAUACACUUAGGUUGGAGUCAUUAAAACUUGUUUUUCAACCACUCCACAAAUUUCUUGUUAACAAACUAUAGUUUUGGAAAGUCGGUGAGAACAUCUACAGUGAGGGAAAAAAGUAUUUGAUCCCCUGCUGAUUUUGUACGUUUGCCCACUGACAAAGACAUAAUCAGUCUAUAAUUUUAAAUGCAAAUCAGCAGGGGAUCAAAUACUUUUUUCUCUCACUGUAGAUGUUCUCACCGACUUUCCAAAACUAUAGUUUGUUAACAAGAAAUUUGUGGAGUGGUUGAAAAACAAGUCUCUCACUGUUCAAAUAAACCUACCAUUAAAAUUAUAGACUGAUAAUUUCUUUGUCAGUGGGCAAACGUACAAAAUCAGCAGGGGAUCAAAUACUUUUUUCCCUCAUUGUAAUUUGUGCAUGACACAAGUAAAUUUUCCAACAAUUGUUUACAGACAGAUUAUUUCACUUAUAAUUCACUGUAUCACAAUUCUAGUGGGUCAGAAGUUUACAUACACUAAGUUGACUGUGCCUUUAAACAGCUUGGAAAAUUCCAGAAAAUUAUGUCAUGGCUUUAGAAGCUUCUGAUAGGCUAAUUGACAUCAUUUGGGUCAAUUGGAGGUGUACCUGUGGAUGUAUUUCAAGGCCUACCUUCAAACUCAGUGCCUCUUUUCUUGACAUCAUGGGAAAAUCAAAAGAAAUCAGCCAAGACCUCAGAAAAUAAAUUGUAGACCUCCACAAGUCUGGUUCAUCCUUGGGAGCAAUUUUCAAACACCUGAAGGUACCACGUUCAUCUGUACAAACAAUAGUACGCAAGUAUAAACACCAUGGGACCACACAGCCGCCAUACCGCUCAGGAAGGAGACACGUUCUGUCUCCUAGAGAUGAACGUACUUUGGUGCGAAAAGUGAAAAUCAAUCCCAGAACAACAGAAAAGGACCUUGUGAAGAUGCUGGAGGAAACAGGUACAAAAGUAUCUAUAUCCACAGUAAAACGAAUCCUAUAUCGACAUAACCUGAAAGGCCGCUCAGCAAGGUCCAAAACCGCCAUAAAAAAGCCAGACUACGGUUUGCAACUGCACAUUGGGACAAAGAUCGUAAGGUCCCCGCAAGGUCCCCCUGCUCCCGCAAGGUCCCCCUGCUCAAGAAAGCACAUAUACAGGCUCGUCUGAAGUUUGUCAAUGAACAUCUGAAUGAUUCAGAGGAGAACUGGGUGGAAGUGUUGUGGUCAGAUGAGACCAAAAUGGAGCUCUUUGGCAUCAACUCAACUCACCGUGUUUGGAGGAGGAGGAAUGCUGCCUAUGACCCCAAGAACACCAUCCCCACCGUCAAACAUGGAGGUGGAAACAUUAUGCUUUGGGGGUGUUUUUCUGCUAAGGGGACAGGACAACUUCACCGCAUCAAAGGGAUGAUGGACAGGGCCAUGUACCGUCAAAUCUUGUGUGAGAACCUCCUUCCCUCAGCCAGGGCAUUGAAAAUGGGUUGUGGAUGGGUAUUCCAGCAUGACAAUGACCCAAAACACACGGCCAAGGCAACAAAGGAGUGGCUCAAGAAGAAGCACAUUAAGGUCCUGGUGUGGCCUGGCCAGUCUCCAGAUCUUAAUCCCAUAGAAAAUCUGUGGAGGGAGCUGAAGGUUUGAGUUGCCAAACGUCAUCCUCGAAAACCUUAAUGACUUGGAGAAGAUCUGCAAAGAGGAGUGGGACAAAAUCCCUCCUGAGUUGUGUGCAAACCUGGUGGCCAACUGCAAGAAACGUCUGACCUCUGUGAUUGCCAACAAGGGUUUUGCCACCAAGUACCAAGUCAUGUUUUGCAGAGGGGUCAAAUACUUAUUUCCCUCAUUAAAAUGGCAAUCAAUUUAUUACAUUUUUGACAUGCGUUUUUCUGGACUUUUUUGUUGUUAUUCUGUCUCUCACCGUUCAAAUAAACCUACCAUUUAAAUUAUAGACUAAUCAUGUCUUUGUCAGUGGGCAAAUGUACAAAAUCAACAGGGGAUCAAAUACUUUUUUCCCUCACUGUAAUUGGCUGUGUAUGUGUGUGUGUGUGUGUGUGCUAAUGUAUGGGGGUCGCGUCUGGGCAUGCGAGGUCAGGGUGGUGUCUGGGCAUAUACCAUUUUCCUUUACCAGAGAGAAUGCUUGAACUUGUGAGGGGUGUGUCAAAGGUCAAUGAUGUAUAAAUAAAGCACCAUUAUUAAGAUCACAACUACUGACAUCACAGCAGACAUCUUGAGCAUUGACUCUUGGAGAGGAUCCAUUCAGCCAACUCUAUUCCAUCACUGAGAAGAAAACAACUAUAGACAGCUGUAAGUACAUUUUCCCACUGUUGGUUAUUAUUUUUAUUUUUUUAUUAAAGAUAUGUUUUUAUUUGUAUAAGAUACACCAACUGGGUUGUACAUUUUUUAAACACCCCAUCAUUGUUUUUUAUAAAAUGUUCUAAUUGCUGAGAUAUGACUGAAAUAUGAAAAGGUAAACAAAGUUUAUACAUGUUGGUAUGUAUGUGUGUGUGUGUGUGUGUGUGUGUGUGUGUGUGUGUGUGUGUGUGUGUGUGUGUGUGUGUGUGUGAUUUAAAACCGAUGUGUGUUCAUCCUGAUUUGAUUUAAAACCAGUUUUUUUUCCCACAUUUAAAAGAUCUGGGGGAACACUCAUUGGAUCUUCUCAAUACGGCUCAUGGAGACCUUACACAAAUCUUUGAGUACACAUACCUUGUGAAAUUUGUUUCACUAAUUCAUCAAGGGUGUAAUUUCUGUCAUUUCAACAUGAUUUUAUUCUUAUUCUAUCAAAAUAGCUCAUGUUUCAAAACUCUAAGGACAUUUUCAUUUGACUGAGUACAACAAACAAAUUCACAAAGUCACUUGUUCACUGCACCAAAUCACACUUUCCAUUUGGAUACAUUAUUCACUUUAUUUUGAUAUGAUCAUUUGUUAACAACACAAUUAACUAUCACUUAAUUAAACUGCUCAAAACGGAUAACUACUGAACCAAAAUUAUAUAGUGCAUAGUUAACGUACAGUACAUUCGGAGAGUAUUCAGACCCCUUUACUUUUUCCACAUUUUGUUACGUUACAGCCUUAUUCUAAAAUCAAUUAAAUAUAUUUUUUUCCUCAGCAAUUUACACACAAUACCCCAUAAUGACAAAGCAAAAACAGGUUUUUAGAAUUUUUUGCAAAUGUAGAAAAACAACAAAAACAGAAAUACCUUAUUUACAUAAGUAUUCAGACCCUUUGCUAUGAGUCUCAAAAUUGAGCUCAGGUGCAUCCUGUUUCCAUUGAUCAUCCUUGAGAUGUUUCUACAACUUGAUUGGAGUCCACCUGUGGUAAAUUCAAUUGAUUGGACAUGAUUUGGAAAGGCAUACACCUGUCUAUAUAAGGUCCCCUGUAGCUCAGUUGGUAGACCAUGGCGCUUGCAAUGCCAGGGUUGUGGGUUUGUUUCCCACGGGGGGCCAGUAUGAAAAAAUGUAUGCACUCACUAACUGUAAGUCGCUCUGGAUAAGAGUGUCUGCUAAAUGACUAAAAUGUAAAUGUCAGAGUAAAAACCAAGCCAUGAGGUUGAAGGAAUUGUCCGUAGAGCUCCAAGACAGGAUUGUGUCUAGGCACAGAUCUGGGGAAGGGUACCAAAAAAUUACUGCAGCAUUGAAGGUCCCCAAGAACACAGUGGCCUCCAUAAUUCUUAAAUGGAAGAAGUUUGGUUCCACCAAGACUCUUCCUAGAGCUGGCCGCCCAACCAAACUGAGCAAUCGGGGGAGAAGAGCCUUGGUCAGGGAGGUGACUAAGAACCCAAUGGUCACUCUGACAGAUCUCUAGAGUUCCUCUGUGGAGAUGGGAGAACCUCCCAGAAGGACAACCAUCUCUGCAGCACUCCACCAAUCAGACCUUUAUGGUAGAGUGGCCAGACGGAAGCCACUCCUCAGUAAAAGGCACAUGACAGCCCGCUUGGAGUUUGCCAACAGGCACCUAAAGACUCUCAGACCAUGAGAAACAAGAUUCUCUGGUCUGAUGAAACCAAGAUUGAACUCUUUGGCCUGAAUGCCAAGCGUCACGUCUGGAGGAAAUCUGGCAUCAUCCCUAAGGUGAAGCAUGGUGGUGGCAGCAUCAUGCUGUGGGGAUGUUUUUCAGCAGCAGGGACUGGGAGACUAGUCAGGAUCGAGGAAAAGAUGAACGGAGCAAAGUACAGAGAGAUCCUUGAUGAAAACCUAUUUUAUAGCAAUAUGGUGCCCGACAGCAUAGUCAAUGAAGUGGCAUGCAAUCAUUGGUUAAUGCAUGCAACGUCUGAGCAGGUGAACGCAACCAUAUUGUCAGGGACACCCUGAAAGUUCUGAGGGGGUAGAUCAGCUUUAAUAUUGCAGAUAGAUUGUAACCUCCAUCAAUGUAAUUGUCUGCAUCACUUCCAAUCCCCCAUAUGUUUUUUCACAUACAUACAUAUAUAUACACAUACAUACAUAUAAAUACACAUACAUACAUAUAAAUACAUAUACAUACAUAUAAUUUAUAUACACAUAUCCUUUAAAAAAAAGAUAUUACUUUAUUACUUUCCAACCCCACCACCCCUCCCCUAAUUGGAGUAAACAACAACGCUUAGGCCUCUACUUCCAGUUUAUACAUACUAUAUAAAUUUUAUGGACACAGUCAAUUUUACAAUAAUUCUAUUUUGUUUGUUUUUACUCCUGAACUUCCUCUAUCCUCAACGAUCAUUUUCAUGAUGUCCAUCCGGUUUCCCUCUACAUGCCAUAACCCCCAAACUGUGCUCUUUCACAAAAGUUCUCAACCUAUAUACUUAUUAUGGACACAGUAUGUUUUACACUAGUUAUUGUGUUGUUAUUAGUCCCAACCUUCAGUUCCAUUCAAUCCCUCCCAUCUAUCUCUUAACACCAUCCAUAUUGGAUUUCUACUUGCCAUAUAUUUAUCAACUGUACUGUGAUGUUUCACAAAAGUUCUGAACCCUUCUAUUCUCAUUGUUUCUACAGAUUGUAAAUAGAAAAUUUUUGCUAAAAGUAUUAUUAUAUUAUUGAUCGAUUGACUAUGACUUUUCAGAUCACACUAGUGCUAUCUGCAGGGUUAGCUCCAGGUAAAUAUUGCAAUCCUUCAGCCAUUCCUGGACCUGUGACCAAAAACAAGUGGACAGUACCAAAACAAAUAAUCUAAUGAUUCUGUCUCCAUGGUUUGCCAGUGCUGUGAUAAGAUGUUGUGUAAAACAAUGAAUGUGGAGAAUUUAUCUGCACUGUACAGUAUAUGUUUGUCGGCUAGCUAGCCAGCCGGUUUAAGACGAAUGACUCCAUUAAUUUUUCAAAUUAACUGCCAAUAUCCCAACAUUCCAUUCAAACAAUGCAGUCAAUACACAGCCAUACACUGGCUCAAAUCAGUUGAUGAUAGGACUUAGACAAGUUGUAAAUGCAACAAGUACUGAUAUUGUAUCAUCAUGUACUCACCGCUUUCCAAGAAAACAAAAUUGAGACAUUUAUCAUCUGUUUACAUAUAUCAUAGAGGCUACUUGUUCAGACAAUGUGUAUAAAACCUGUAUAAAGUGUAUUUUCAAUUAUAUGAUUAUAUUUUAGGUUGCCUAUAAUUCCAUUACACCAUUUCUGAUAAAUCACAUGCCUUACUUUUAUUUUCCUGCAUAAGUAAAAGCAGAAAAUGCAUCACCUAUGCCUCUACUGCCAUUCAUUCCAAUUAGACUGGUUCUGGAUUUCUCCCUGACCAAGAUGGCUGACAUUUUGGCCCCAUUAUGGAACUUUGAGGGUUUAUGACAUAACCCCUUUAGUAGGGUUGGGCAGUAUCCAGAUUUUCAUAUCAUCAUACCUUCCGUCUUUCAUCCUGGGAUUUAUGGUAUUACCGGUUUAGUACACAAGGGGGCGCCAUAAAAUAUAAUAAAAAGCCCACUGGGCAUCUAUUACCAGAAUGCUAAUAAAAUUAGCACAAGUAAUUGCACAGGAAAUCCAAUAACUCAUCCAAAGGGCUUUGACUUCUCAAACAUGGCAGAAAGCUAACACAAUAUGAUGCCCCGUCACCUUAUUAAUUUAGCUACUUACUUAGAUCACUAGCAAGUUAAACUUAGGGGUUGCACUAAUGCAGAAUUCUGCAUUUUUCACGCAGGAAAGAAAUAUAAAACACAUAAGAAAUAUUUUACAUUUUAGUCAUUUAGCAGACGCUCUUAUCCAGAGCGACUUACAGUUAGUGAGUGCAUAUAUUUUUUUUUUGCGUUUUGCUGCGUUUUGUAAAGGCAGAUCUAAAAUGCUUCUUCUUGUAAUUUCUGCUCAGCCUUAGAUUCAUUUUGUGCUUCAGUUGCACUCCAUUUUCUGAUCUGCUUUAUCUUCUAAAGUAAUGCACAAGAUGACUGCAGGUAUUUACUUAAAUUAUCUACAAAUAUAAGAAUUCAUUGAAAAACGUAAACUAAAUAGUUUCAAAUGUAUUGAUGGUAUUGAAAAACCAUCCUGUGGUUAUUUCCAAAUAUGGUAAAUGGUAUAGGCUAGGGUAUACCGUCCAAGCCUAAAACGUAACAUAUCAUACUAUAUGUAGUUUCUCGGGUUUACGUUUACUAUGUUACUAGUCUACGAGACCAGGCUACAUGCAUCCUUGGACUGCAUUUGUCAUUCUCAUCCUGAAUAUCAUCACAAUUCAUGAUAUCCUGCGUGCUCAACCACUCUAAACUUGGACCUAUUUAUAAACACAUUUCCAGUUAAAUAAAUGAGCCUGUGCUCUGGGAUACAACUUUUGCAGAAGGACAGUAGGCUACCUUGCACCGAGCAGCUUAGUCCAUCCCUCUGUUCUUUUCCCAGUUUGCCGCAUUAUAAUCGAGUUCCAUGCAGGACCCAACAUUAUCUUGGGCGGCUCUGUGGUGUAGCGGUCUCUCCCCUACACUCGCGUUUCAACAACAGCAGGAAACUGCCUCAAGCCUGUCUCUGACUAUUGAAUAUACAAAAAUAGGGGGAAACGGAGACAAAUGCGGUGAGGCAGAAAGCAGAAAAAGAUUGAGACAACUGGAGUAUUUUAUCGGGCGGUAAGUGGGGAUAUCAAGGUGGGUGGUUGAUUGCGUUGCAAUAGCCUACGGUAUUUGCCUGCUUCCAGCAGCUCGCACGGCGAUAUUUUUUGUGCAGAGAUAGACACUAAUAGUAUUGCAUUUCGGUGUCUUGUUAUUGCAUAUCCCUCUCUAUCUUAUAGCCUUGUACAGAACCAGAGUCAGUAUAUCAUAUCAGGGUUUCUUUCAUUCAGGAUCUGCUGUCUAAUGUGUCUACACAUGUUCAGAGUUUGCUGUAGCCUUAUAGCCAUGCCUAACAAUUAGACACUUGUAUUUAGCAGGUAUUUGUUCUGGAAGACCACACACCAGUGGAUAAACCUAAGCAGCUGCCUUUCCGUUGAUCGAGCAAUUUAUUAAUAUUAAUUCCACAUAAAACCCUGGGGGGACUGUCAGGUUCUCUCUCCAUCACCUACUUAUGUUAUUAAUCUAAUGCUACACUGGACAUGAUGUUGGUGUACAUCCUGCAGGGAAAUGCACAUCCCAGCAGUCAUCCUUGUGCUCAAUUAGCUUGCAGCAUUUUAAGUAUGAGUCAUUGCUCCGGAUCACUUGUCAACAAACAUGGUUUGCCACUGUAGUCAGAGCGUACCUACUCUAUUAAAGGAGAAUUUAGCAGUGUUAGCCAUAUUUGUGUUAAAAGAUUCAUGGACUGAGCGUUCUCUGUACUUCUAGGUGUAUUACUGCCUGUCCACUCUGCGGUGGACCUAAGACAGCGCACCGGAGGGGAGAGUGAGGGGUGCUGGGUCACACUGUCAAGUUGCUUCCACUCUGCACCUGCUGCAUCAUGGGUAACGUCGCUGGCAAGGACAGCCAUGGCCCUACAGGUUCCCUACAUGAACGUACACACACACACACACUCAUUGUCACAUUUCAUUAUAUGAAACUCUCUGACAGUAACUCUGAUUAGAACAUUCUCUUCCUGUUUCCACAAUAUUUCCUUUCAAGCUGUUUGUACUCUUACACAAUUUGUUCAUUAUCUUUAUACCUCCCCUUCUCGAUCUGUCUAGCUGUGAUUCUCUAUUGUAGCAUUGCUGACGUCUUCUUUUUCUGACACACACACACACUUCCUUCCCUAAACACCUGUUUAAAACCCUGGCCGUUCCUAUCCUUUCUAGCUGUUUUCAUUAGGCUGGAAACAGACUCAGACUGGGGUGAGAAUAUCUCCCUGGAUACUGUGUGCGCUCCGCCAGGCACAUGCAAUACAUCAGGCUGUGCUAGGUGAAUGAUGAGUCUGCAGAAUUCUGCAGCCCAACACAAGGACAGGGAGGGGGAACAUGAGACACUAGAGGCUUAGGGACCUGUGUAACUGUAUCUGUCUGUGUGUGUGUGUGUGUGUGUGUGUGUGUGUGUGUGUGUGUGUGUGAGUAUGCAGUAGAGUAUGAAAUGGUGGAUGUGUUUCGCAUGUAAAUCAAUUGACUGCAAGCAGCAAGAGAUGCUGCGUCUAGAUUCAGUGAGGGAGUGUGUCUCUAGAUAUGGCCACUCGGGGAUGAGUGGUUGUUAAUGUACCAAGGCGUUGGCAUGACAGGCUCUGCAGUGACUAUCAGCCUACCAGGGACUGUGUGAGAGAGAGGAAGGGCAUUGACUGUUUAUAUAUGCAUAUUCUGCAUCAAAGUGCAGGCAUCCUCCUAUAGCCACACCCAACUCUGGUAUCCUGUGUAGUUUUUAUAGACAGAAAAUAGCUUAGGACAGCAGUUCUCUCUCUCUCUUUUCUGUUCUUCCUCUUCCCUCCUCUCCUUUCCCCUAUCUCAUAUUUCUUUAAUCCCCCUCUCUCCCCCACUCCACUCUCUCCCCCUCUCCACUCCCUCUCUCUCUCUCUUUCCAGGGUCUCAUUUAGAUCUGUUCCACACUCCUCCCUCCUCCCCCUCUGAUUCUGACCUGGCUGCAGCUCUGGCCUUGGCUCCAGCCGCGGCUCAGCUGUUGCAGCAGGGGACACCGUCCUCUGGGGCCACCCGGGGCAUCGUCUGCCAGGGCGGAGCCUCCCCCUCCACCAACUCCAAUUGGAGCUACACGCUGUCUGUCCCGCCAGAAUGGGCCGUGAUUAGCCUAGAGAGCAGUGCAUUGCCGCAGGGGACGGGGGUGGAAAUGGACGGUGGAAGGCAAACGGUGAGGUGCUCCAGCAGCCACAACAACCACAGCAGCAGUCCUGUGUCCCAAGGCCAGGGGCCUCCGUCAGAUGGUAGCCCUUUGGAGCAGAGCUGGCAGGAGCGGGACAGUGGUCUGGAGCCCCAGGCAGAGCCGGUGCGGGCUAGGGAGGAGAUGGCCCUGGCUCUGCUCAACCUGCUGGAACAUCACAGGUCCACACUGGGGCUCAGUCCGGGCCUGGACGCACCAGCAGGAGCAGUCGGUAAGGUCUCCGCAUCUGCAUAGCCGUAGUAACCCAAUCGAUUCAUAAUUGUUUGUCUUGUCUCAACUUGACAGUGUGCAUACAUGUCCUUACAUUUGUCUUGAUCUGUGUGCCAUGUGUUUCGUGUGUUUGUGUGUGUGUGUGUCAGAGCUGCUGAGGCGGUUGAUGGUGGAGAGAGAGGAGCUGGUGGAGGAGGUGCGCAGCCUGAAGGACACACUGAGGGUGAGUCAGACGCCCCUCCCUUCUCUUCCCCACUGCAUUCCCUCUCUUUCUCCCUCAGCACUGCAGAUACAGGGAUAGAUGGAGGAAAUCCUCAAAAUUGUUUCAAAGACCACACACGUACACACACACACACACACACACACACAGACACAAGUAUACAAUGGGGAAAAAAAGUAUUUAGUCAGCCACCAAUUGUGCAAGUUCUCCCACUUAAAAAGAUGAGAGAGGCCUGUAAUUUUCAUCAUAGGUACACGUCAACUACGACAGACAAAUUGAGAAAUUUUUUCCAGAAAAUCACAUUGUAGGAUGUUUAAUGAAUUUAUUUGCAAAUUAUGGUGGAAAAAAAUAAGUAUUUGGUCACCUACAAACAAGCAAGAUUUCUGGCUCUCACAGACCUGUAACUUCUUCUUUAAGAGGCUCCUCUGUCCUCCACUCGUUACCUGUAUUAAUGGCACCUGUUUGAACUUGUUAUCAGUAUAAAAGACACCUGUCCACAACCUCAAACAGUCACACUCCAAACUCCACUAUGGCCAAGACCAAAGAGCUGUCAAAGGACACCAGAAACAAAAUUGUAGACCUGCACCAGGCUGGGAAGACUGAAUCUGCAAUAGGUAAGCAGCUUGGUUUGAAGAAAUCAACUGUGGGAGCAAUUAUUAGGAAAUGGAAGACAUACAAGACCACUGAUAAUCUCCCUCGAUCUGGGGCUCCACGCAAGAUCUCACCCCGUGGGGUAUAAUGAUCACAAGAACGGUGAGCAAAAAUCCCAGAACCACACAGGGAGACCUAGUGAAUGACCUGCAGAGAGCUGGGACCAAAGUAACAUAGCCUACCAUCAGUAACACACUACGCCGCCAGGGACUCAAAUCCUGCAGUGCAAGAUGUGUCCCCCUGCUUAAGCCAGUACAUGUCCAGGCCCGUCUGAAGUUUGCUAGAGUGCAUUUGGAUGAUCCAGAAGAGGAUUGGGAGAAUGUCAUAUGGUCAGAUGAAACCAAAAUAGAACUUUUUGGUAAAAACUCAACUUGUCGUGUUUGGAGGACAAAGAAUGCUGAGUUGCAUCCAAAGAACACCAUACCUACUGUGAAGCAUGGGGGUGGAAACAUCAUGCUUUGGGGCUGUUUUUCUGCAAAGGGACCAGGACGCCUGAUCCGUGUAAAGGAAAGAAUGAAUGGGGCCAUGUAUCGUGAGAUUUUGAGUGAAAACCUCCUUCCAUCAGCAAGGGCAUUGAAGAUGAAACGUGGCUGGGUCUUUCAGCAUGACAAUGAUCCCAAACACACCGCCCGGGCAACGAAGGAGUGGCUUCGUAAGAAGCAUUUCAAGGUCCUGGAGUGGCCUAGCCAGUCUCCAGAUCUCAACCCCAUAGAAAAUCUUUGGAGGGAGUUGAAAGUCCGUGUUGCCCAGCGACAGCCCCAAAACAUCACUGCUCUAGAGGAGAUCUGCAUGGAGGAAUGGGCCAAAAUACCAGCAACAGUGUGUGAAAACCUUGUGAAGACUUACAGAAAACGUUUGACCUGUGUCAUUGCCAACAAAGGGUAUAUAACAAAGUAUUGAGAAACUUUUGUUAUUGACCAAAUACUUAUUUUCCACCAUAAUUUGCAAAUAAAUUCAUUAAAAAUCCUACAAUGUGAUUUUCUGGAUUUUUUUUUCUCAUUUUGUCUGUCAUAGUUGACGUGUACCUAUGAUGAAAAUUACAGGCCUCUCUCAUCUUUUUAAGUGGGAGAACUUGCACAAUUGGUGGCUGACUAAAUACUUUUUCCCCCCACUGUAUCCCUAUUACUUUGAAGUGGAUUGCUUUUUCCCUUCUCUACCUGUGUUGUGCUGUGUUGUGCUCUGUUUAGGGCUCGAUUCAAUCGGAAGAUCCGCGGUAUAGCGCGAUUGAAAUUUGAACGUGAUUUCCGAUUGAGCCAACAUAUGCAGCGUUUACCGUGAAUGCAGUUUCCGUGAAAACGGAAACUUUGCCUUUAAGAGUCGAUCGACUCACCAGUGCGUCAAGUAACAUAAUAAAAAAAUCCCCAUCAAAAUCCGGCAGUUUAAGCUAGCGAUAUCAGGUUUUUUGCAUGGGCCGAGCUACAGUAGUGUUUGUCAGACCAUGAGACAUCCCGAAAAUCACGACCUACAAACUGUUAUGACCAGUCUACGGAAAGGGGAGACUCUCACGAACACGAUGGUGUUAUCUAUUUUGCUCUACGACCGCCACAAAGGACUCCACUGAAGGUAACAUAUACAAAUGUAUGGAAGUAUGGAGGUAGUUUUGUGCCAACGGCUUAGACUUUUAGAGAUUACAUUUCAAUCACCCUAUACCAUAGAUCUUCCGCAAUACGAUUUCAUCGAGCCCUAAGACUUGGGAUUUCAUUCAAGCAGUAAGUAAGUGCAAUGUUCAGGCAAGUCACAGGGUUUGUGGAAGGCAGGGUUUCUCAAUAUGUGUGCUAACCUAAGCAACCAUUAUCAGUGGGUUUUUUUUUCUAGGAGGUUCUGUUUGAGAAUAUCACAGUCGGCCUCCACCAUCUGCAAACAUUGUACAACAACUACUGUAAAUGAGCCAGUGAUAAGCAGUGUGAUGGCCCUGACAUUCAAUAUGGGAGGUUGUCCCUCUAUCUCUAGAUUACUGUGAUUUAACUGUACACAGGGAACAUUGCAGCGAUUCCUGGCAUACUUUAUUGAAGUGUUCACCUGAAUCGGUUAGCUAGGUUGUUUAACUUUUCUUUUGACCAAUGCAAAAUCCCUGUUUUAGACAUGUUUACUGUAUUAACAGCGCUAUUGAUUUUCUGAUACAUAUGGCAGUAUGCAUGUCUGUCUGCUGGCCUAGAUGUAAAAUGAUACCACCUCUACUUCUUCUCCCCUUUGAGUUCCCCUGCCUCUUCUAUAUGACCCACCCAUGAUAUUAAAGAUGAUAUUAAAUAUAAACUGAGUGUACAAAACAUUAGGAACUGCUCUUUCCAUGACAGACUGACCAAGUGAAUCCAGGUGAGAGCUAUGAUCCCUUAUUGAUGUCACUUGUUAAAACCACUUCAAUCAGUGUAGUAUGAAAAUGUAUGCACUCACUAACUGUAAGUUGCUCUGGAUAAGCGCGUCUGCUAAAUGACUAAAAUGUAAAUGAAGGAGAGGAGACAGGUUAAAGAAGGUUUUUUUAAGCCUUGAGACAAUUGAGAUAUGGAAUGUGUAUGUGUGCCAUUCGGAGGGUGAAUGGGCAAGUCAAAUGAUUUAAGUGCCUUUGAACGGGGUGUGGUAGUAGGUGCCAGGCGUACCGGUUUGAGUGUGAACUGCAGCGCUGCUGGGUUUUUCACACUCAACAAUUUCCCGGGUGUAUCAAGAAUGGUCCACCAUCCAAAAGGACAUCCAGCCAACUUGAUAACUGUGGGAACCGUUGGGGUCAACAUGGGCCAGCAUUCUUGUGGAACGCUUUCGACACUUUGUAGAGUCCAUGCCCAGACGAAUUUAGGCUGUUCUGAGGGCAAAAGGUGCAAAUCAAUAUUAGGAAGGUAUUCCUAAUGUUUGUACACUCUGUAUUCCCUGAUACAAUGAGUCAACUCACUCUCUUACAUUCUCCACACAAAUGUAUGGCUCUGGUUUGAGUGUACAGAAUAUUUAACUCUAUCUCUCUCUCUCAAUCUGUCUGGUUGUCUCACUCUCUGAUAGAGAUGGAUGGACAUUGAAUUGUGUCUUUAUAUGUAAAUGAUUAUUUAUUUCUCUCUCUCGCUCUCUGGCAGACUGAGCGAGCUGAGUGGCACCAGUUCCAGUGUGAUCUGCAGGUGGCGGUGUCUGUGGCCGACCGGCUGCGCAUUGAAGCGGAGGAGACUAUGGGCACGCUCAGAGAGAGCCACGGGGACGUGGAGGGCCAGCUGGACCAGGCCCACUGCAGACAGCAGGACACAGACCGGGAACUGGAGAGCUUGAGAGCUGAACACAGAGAGGCCUGUCACAGACUGUCUGCUCUCACCCUGGAGCACCAACAUACCAGGGCUGAGCUGGACACACUCAGACACAUGCAGACAGAGAGAGGGAAGGACUCACACAGUCACAGAGAGAUGGAGGGAAGAGACACGGAGGAGAGGCCGGCUGGUGAAGACACUGGUGAAGACAUAAACGCGGUGGAGGCGCUGGAUGGGAAACAAAGAGAGGAUUCAGAAAGAGAAGUGGAAGGAGAGAAAAUAAUAAAUAGUGAGGGAGUGGAUGUUAAGAUGGGAGGGAAGUCUCCUGAGGAGCUUGUUAGAGGAGGGGAGAACCUGCUCAAAGGGAAGGGGGUAGCAGAGACGUACCUACGGAAUUUGGUAGCAGCUGGAGAGAAGGGGUGCGGCUUAAGAGAUCCACGGAGGAUCGUGAUGAUGUCAGAGCGUUCCAGGUGAGAGCCUCGUCAUGCCUGUAUGAUGCACUAACACAUUGGUCACCAACCGGUCGAUCGCCAAGGCCUUCCCAGUUGAUCACCAAACAUUUCUGUAAAAAACCCAACGAUAAAGCCUUGCGUUCCUAUUUUUUAACAUUUGUUUUGCACUGUUGGUGGUAGAUGCGCUUGAUUCAGCAGCCCUAGCACCGGGAACGCAAAGUGUUCCCAUUUUGAACCAUUUAAUGUGUCUGAAGGUAGAACUCUGCCUACCUGGCAGGCCCAGAGAGCAAAAAAAGUGCACUUAUAGUCCUACUGCUGGCCAAUCAGAUAGCUCAGAUCACUGUGUCUGCAUUGUUUCCUUGCGCCAUAGACUGUAAAAAGAAGCCUUGAACACACAGCAAAGUUGAUAAUGUAAAAUUUCCAAACUUUUAAAACCAUGACUAGAGACUCAAAAACAGCAGCUCUAUGCUGUAUUCGUUAUGAGUAAGUUCAUGUUUAAGUUGUUAUUCAGCACUGUCAACACUUUGUUUAGAGGGAGAGAGGAGGGAUGGUGAGUCAGAAUGACCAGGAGAUGCAGGCCAUCAGUCCAGUAAAUAAAAUAAAAAAGCUAAUUGUUAUGGUCACUCAGCUGUGUCUCACAAGUAAUACAACAAAUUUUCUUUACCACUACCAGUGUGAUGAUAUACCUAACAUUUUGAAAUAUAAUUUCAAAAUGGUCUGAGAAAAACAACAUUGGCAGGGCAAUUCAAGCAUAGCCAGUAUGCAGUGAUAAUGUAUUGGGCCUAUAGCUUACUGCACAAAUGUCAUUGCUACAGAACUGUUUUUAAUUGGUUACAUUUUUUAAGUAAUGUAUUUUUUAUCUGAGUGGUAGAUCAACUUUUGACUCAGAAAAUGAUCUUGACUCAGAAAAGGUUGGUGACCACUGCACUAGCACUUUGGGGGUUUAGCAUCUGUUUGUUGUUAUCUGAAGCAUUUCACUUUGACACAAGUAUUAUUUUUGAAAGCAGUCUAUGAUAUUUGAUGAAAGCUAGCCUGUGUCUCUGUAGGAGCAACAGUUGAUAUAUAGACACAAGAGUCCUACAUUUAUCUGUUGCAACUAAAUCCUAUCUUAUCUGUUCCAGGAGCCUCUCUCGACUUCCCCUGCCCACUGACUCUCUCCCUGCACAGAAUGGUAGCUCCCAGACCACCACUAGUACAACACUGCCUCUAUGCAAGGUAACGCUUAUAUUCAACCAACAAGUUGUUUUUGGGAGUAUCCCAUCUCAUUGCAAUGGUUUCAAAUGUCACAUGCGCCGAAUACAACAGGUGUAGACUUUACCAUGAAAUGCUUGCUUACGAGCCCUUUCCAAUGACACAGGGUAAUAUAAAAUAAAAAUAAAAUAAAUAAAUUAGUAACACGAGGAAUAAAAAUACACAAGAAUGGAGCUACAGUGAGGGGAAAAAAAGUAUUUGAUCCCCUGCUGAUUUUGUAUGUUUGCCCACUGACAAAGAAAUGAUCAGUCUAUAAUUUUAAUGGUAGGUUUAUUUGAACAGUGAGAGACAGAAUAACAAAACAAAAAUCCAGAAAAACGCAUGUCAAAAAUGUUAUGAAUUGAUUUGCAUUUUAAUGAGGGAAAUAAGUAUUUGACCCCUCUGCAAAACAUGACUUAGUACUCGGUGGCAAAACCCUUGUUGGCAAUCACAGAGGUCAGACGUUUCUUGUAGUUGGCCACCAGGUUUGCACACAUCUCAGGAGGAAUUUUGUCCCACUCCUCUUUGCAGAUCUUCUCCAAGUCAUUAAAGUUUCGAGACUGACGUUUGGCAACUCAAACCUUCAGCUCCCUCCACAGAUUUUCUAUGGGAUUAAGGUCUGGAGACUGGCCAGGCCACUCCAGGACAUUAAUGUGCUUCUUCUUGAGCCACUCCUUUGUUGCCUUGGCCGUGUGUUUUGGGUCAUUGUCAUGCUGGAAUACCCAUCCACAACCCAUUUUCAAUGCCCUGGCUGAUGGAAGGAGGUUCUCACCCAAGAUUUGACGGUACAUGGCCCCGUCCAUCGUCACUUUGAUGCGGUGAAGUUGUCCUGUCCCCUUAGCAGAAAAACACCCCCAAAGCAUAAUGUUUCCACCUCCAUGUUUGACGGUGGGGAUGGUGUUCUUGGGGUCAAAGGCAGCAUUCCUCCUCCUCCAAACACGGCGAGUUGAGUUGAUGCCAAAGAGCUCCAUUUUGGUCUCAUCUGACCACAACACUUUCACCCAGUUCUCCUCUAAAUCAUUCAGAUGUUAAUUGGCAAACUUCAAACGGGCAAAUAUAUGUGCUUUCUUGAGCAGGGGGACCUUGCGAGCGCUGCAGGAUUUCAGUCCUUCACGGCGUAGUGUGUUACCAAUUGUUUUCUUGGUGACUAUGGUCCCAGCUGCCUUGAGAUCAUUAACAAGAUCCUCCCGUGUAGUUCUGGGCUGAUUCCUCACCGUUCUCAUGAUCAUUGCAACUCCACGAGGUGAGAUCUUGCAUGGAGCCCCAGGCCGAGGAGAUUGACAGUUCUUUUGUGUCACCUUACAUUUACAUUUUAGUCACUUAGCAGAUGCUCUUAUCUCACCAAGCUGCUUGGCGAUGGUCUUGUAGCCCAUUGAUGUUUCUACAACUUGAUUGGAGUCCACCUGUGGUAAAUUCAAUUGAUUGGACAUUAUUUGGAAAGGCACACACCUGUCUAUAUACGGUCCCACAGUUGACCGUGCAUGUCAGAGCAAAAACCAAGCCAUGAGGUCGAAGGAAUUGUCCGUAGAGCUCCAAGACAGGAUUGUGUCAAGGCACAGAUCUGGGGAAGGGUACCAAAACAUUUCUGCAGCAUUGAAGGUCCCCAAGAACACAGUGGCCUCUAUCAUUCUUAAAUGGAAGAAAUUUGGAACCACCAAUACUCUUCCUAGAGCUUGCCGCCCGGCCAAACUCAGCAAUCGGGGGAGAAGGGCCUUGGUCAGGGAGGUGAACAAGAAUCCAAUGGUCACUCUGACAGAGCUCCAGAAUUCAUCUGUGGAGAUGGGAGAUCCUUCCAGAAGGAUAACCAUCUCUGCAGCACUCCACCAAUCAGGCCUUUAUGGUAGAGUGGCCAGAUGGAAGCCACUCCUCAGUAAAAGGCACAUGACAGCCUUCUUGGAGUUUGCCAAAAGGCACCUAAAGGACUCUCAGACCAUGAGAAACAAGAUUCUCUGGUCUGAUGAAACCGAGAUUGAACUCUUUGGUUUUUCAGAGGCAGGUACUGGGAGACUAGUCAGGAUCAAGGGAAAGAUGAACGGAACAAAGUACAGAGAGAUCCUUGAUGAAAACCUGCUGCUCCAGAGUGCUCAGGACCUCAGACUGGGGCAAAGGUUCCCCUUCCAACAGGACAACGAGCCUAAGCACACAGCCAAGACAAUGCAGGAGUGGCUUCGGGACAAGUCUCUGAAUGUCCUUGAGUGGGUGUUAUGAUGAGUUUCUUGUAUCGAGAGGUUCAGUAUGUAAGAGAAUAUGGGACACAGAUGGAGAGUUUACAUUAUUUAAUGGUUACAAUGACAGGCGGUACGGACGUAGCCUCCUGCCAUCUGAAUGACUUCCAAACAAAAUCUCUGUUUAUAUAAUGCUCUCCCGAUCUACUUGUGUCACCCUAGCCAGGCCAUUACCUCACGUACACCUUCUAUGAUUAUCACAAGUGGCCCCCAAUCUAUCUUGGCACGCAGACCUUCUGUCCCUCACCAGUGACCUCUAUAACACAUGGCGUGUCCUUGUCCUCUGUCCAACCAUGCAUCUUAUGAGUUUUACAUACAUUAAUGAAUCUUGUAUCACUUUUUACAUUUUAGUCAUUUCAGCAGACGCUCUUAUCCAGAGCGACUUACAGUUAGUGAGUGCAUACAUUUCUAUUUUUAUUUUUUUCAUACUGGCCCCCCGUGGGAAUCGAACCCACAACCCUGGCGUUGCAAACGCCAUGCUCUACCAACUGAGCUACAUCCCUGCCGGCCAUUCCCUCCCCUACCCUGGACGACGCUGGGCCAAUUGUGCGCUGCCCAAUGGUUCUCCCGGUCGCGACCAAAACUUGACAUGUUGCGUUUAAUAUUUUUUGUUCAGUGUAUGUAUGAGUGUGUUUUAUAUAGUGCUUAUACAGUAUAUAGUCUUAGCCUGGACUAAUUCAAGGGUCAUUUUCUGACCCAUUUGGAAACAGUCAUGCAUACUAUAGCCACUACUGAAUGUCCUGCCUGUCUCCUCUCUCUAUCUCCUACCAGAAAGAAGAGCCAGCCAAAGGGAGAAGGAUGGACCGCAUACUGCAAACACAGGACACCUGGUCCAGCUUCUAUACAAGUGUGUUCAUUUCAUUCACACAUACAUAUACUUUGAGUUCAAAGACCACUGUUUGCUUUUGAAUGUGUAUAGUGCAUUUUGCUAUAUAUGUAAAGUUACUAUGCUCUUGACUAAUUGCUAACGUCUGGCAGAAAAACAGGAGGACGACCAGAACGCAGACCCACUGUCCUCGUUCAGGUGAGUGGACGGGCCCUCUAGAGAUACUUAAGAAAUAUGCCCAAAUAAAGCCUUCUAUCUACCUAGCUAUAACUUUUGUCCGUUAUCCACCUUCCAGACCUCAGGAUGGUUUCAGCAUGCUGCUACGACGUCAUGGAGGCUCCAGGCGGAACUCACUCCUGCGCUGGUGUCAAAGCCGCACCCAGGGCUACAAGGUCAGAAGUGGCAAAGAAAAGUACCAUUCACAUUUACCAAACCAUUGGUCACCUUAUCUCACCAAUACAAGUCAACCCUCUAUUUUUGAUUUUUGUAAUAGAAUAUUGAGAUCACCAACUUCAGCAGCAGCUGGGAGGACGGUCUGGCUUUUUGUGCUGUGUACCACACCUACCUACCCACACACAUCCCAUACAGCAGUCUCAGCCCAGGAGACAAGGUAAGAGAAAUGCAUUCACAUAUGACUCCAUAGUUCACACAACAUACAAACUGUUUUAAUGACCUUAUUCACACCUACAUUUUUUGUUAUGUGCAGAGUGAGAACCUGGGCCUAGCCUUCCAGACAGGGGAAAGUGUAGGAAUCACAGCCACACUGGUGAGACACAUUUAAACAUGCCAUGAAAGUUGUUGGGAAAGAAACUGUAAAAUAAAAAAAGAGCUUGACUGUGAGUGGAAUGGUAGAUGUCCUGUCACUGAUGUCUGACUGUUUUUCUGAGUCUGGUCAUGUUAACGCUUCUCAGUUGCCACCUUUUUAAUGUGAGUAGUGUUUGUCCUUGUAGAGCCGAGGGUACAGUUGGGUUGCCAUUAAGCUGGUGUCUUUAACAGUGUUUUAUUUGCUUGAUAGACCGUUGAAGAGAUGCUGAGACCAGGUGGGCCCGACUGGCAGAGGGUCCUGGGGUACGUUGAAAGCAUGUUUCGUCACUUUGAGAUGUGAGGUCAUUUCCCUUCUGGCUUCCCUCCCAAACUCGACAUCUAACUGGUCCGCCACCACCAGUCUGGUUUGUUUUCUUGCAUCAUCAACUGAACUGAGACAGCUGAUUGGCUGAAUUGACUGGCGCACCACUAGGGGGUGUAGGACAACUGUUGGAACUGAAUUGUACUUCAGCCUCACUCGCCGUGCAGACUCCUGCUGCCGGCAAUUGGUUGUAGGUGCACAGUUUUUUUGUUAAAUUUCACGGUGAUUUUGCACUGAAUAUGAGAAGCCAUUGGAAAUGAGAACACAAGGAGCACCAUAGAUGAGGAAAUUGUGAAUGUGACUAUCUGAGGACUACAGUAUAUUCUAGACAAUUUGCACCAGGAAAAAUUAUCAGACUUCAAGUUUAUCACUUUGGGUGCCACUGCUGUUCAAUGUGUUGCACUUAUUCUGAUGCCUUUUAAUUAAGCACUUUAUCAACAAUAUGAAGUCUGUUCCGUCAUCUAAGUUUUUAACUGGAAGAUUUGUUAUGUUAUGGACACUCUCUGCCAUGUAUCACAUUCUUUAUCAGACUUUAUUUGCUUAGAAAUGUUGGGAUAUUUAUGUAGCCAUAAGUAGUAUUCUAAUGUCUAUGAACCCCAACUCAAAGCACAAAGAGGAGCCGGACAACUUGAAUGAGUUCAUUCAGUGGCGCUGCAUCACAGCCAGGAUCAACCAAGAGUGACUGCCUUUGAGGAAAUGUAUAUACAGAACUGUCUAAUUAAGCAAUAAGGCCCGAGGGGGUGUGGUAUAUG
Molecule: messenger RNA, 28527 nt
Organism: Coregonus sp. 'balchen'
Lineage: Eukaryota; Metazoa; Chordata; Actinopteri; Salmoniformes; Salmonidae
Source: the annotation of a GenBank genome assembly